AGAGAGAGAGAGAGAAAGAAAGAGAUAGAUAGAUCGAGAGGGAGAGAAGGAGAGAGACUGAGUGCCAACAUAAGAUUAAGAGAGAGAGAGAACAAGAGAGUGGUAGAAGGAGAAAGAGUGAGAGAAACAGAGAGAGGAAAAGAGAGAGAAAGGGAGAGAGAGAGAAAAAAGAAAAAGAAAGAAAGAUAGAUAGAUUGAGAGGGAGAGAAAGAGAGAGACGGAGUGCUGAGUGUAAGAUUAAAAGAGAAAGAGAAUAAGAGAGUGAUAGAAGGAGAAAGAGUGAGAGAAACAGAGAGGAAGAAAGAAAGUGAAGGAGAGAGAAACAGAAACAGAGGUAGAGAAAGAGAGUGCCAGUGUAAAAGUAAGAGAGAGAGAGAUUAUGAGAGUGGUAGAAGGAGAAAGAGUGAGAGAAAUAGAGAGAGGGAGAGAAGGAGAGAAGAAGAGAGACAGAGUGCCAGUGUAAGAUUAAGAGAGAGAGAGAGAACAAGAGAGUAUAGAAGGAGAAGAAAAAUAGUGAGUGGAAGAGAGAAAGCGAGGGAGAGAGAGAGAGAGAAAAAAGAAAAAGAAAGAGACAGAGAGGUAGAGAGAAAGAGUGCCAGUGUAAGAUUAAGAGAGAGAGAGAAUAAGAGAGUGGUAGAAGGAGAAAGUGGAGAGAGAAACUGAGAGUGGAAGAGAGAUAGAGAGAUUAUGAGAGAGUGGUAGAAGGAGAAAGAGUGAGAGAGAGAGAGAGAGAGAGAGAGAGAGAGAGUGUUGGUAGAGAUGAGGCGAGUGUGUUGGACUGUUCUUCAGUAGGUUCUGAUGGUUCUGUAAGUGGAGAGGUUGAUCUGUGAUUGUGAGGGACAGGGACAGGGCAGUAUAAUGGUUGUGUUUGUUGGACGCUGUGGGACCUGUUGGACGCUGUCUCUGGGUUUUGGACAGAACGUCUCUCUGCUCGUUCUUCUCCUGUAUCUGCUCCAGCUCUGCUGUCCACUGAUCGCCUGGCCCUACGCCUCCGGCUCUCAGGAGGAUAAGUGUCCGGGUCCUGGCUGGAACGCGAUGUGUCGGUCGUGCUGUGAGUACGAGCGAAUCGUCUGUCAGUGUCCGUCUCAGAGAGAUAAGGUGGGUUACGCCGUGCCCUGCUGCCGCAACGACGUCCACCAGUGCGACCCCUGCAUCAUCCACCAGGGCUGCAGUGUGUUUGAUAACUGUAAGAGGUGUAAUAACGGGACGUGGGAGGCGAGGGAUGAUUUCUAUAUCAGUGGGAGUUACUGCAGGGAGUGUCGGCAGGGCUGGUCUGGAGGAAACUGUCUCACUUGUGGAGGAGUAGUGAGGAGGGCUCAGGGUCACGUGGUUCUGGAGAGUUACCCAGUUAAUUCCAGAUGUGACUGGACUCUACACGUCAGCAGUGGACUCACCAUGGAGCUCAGGUUUACGAUGCUCAGCCUGGAAUCUGAUCACAGCUGUCGCUACGAUUACGUGGAGGUCCGAGAUGGAGACAAUCAGAACUCGCCUGUGAUUGGCCGAUACUGUGGGGAUAACAUUCCUGCACCAGUCAGGAGCUCCGGAGACUCCCUGCAUAUUCGCUUUGUAUCCGACGGAUACAACAAUUACGACGGAUUCUCCGCCACGUUUCGGGAAAUUUCAGCCUGCAGUUCAGAUCCCUGCAUGAACGGGGGAAUCUGCUCUCUGGAUCCUGUUAAAGAGUUCCAGUGUUCCUGUAGAGGAGGGUUCAGCGGCUCACGCUGUGAACUCAAUCCUCCCGGAUGUUUAUCUCCUCAGAAACCUGCUCAUGGUGAUUUCUUCCUGCAGUAUGAUGAUGAUGAUGAUGAUAACAGGGAUUUUGCUACCUCAGUUCAGUAUCUCUGCUACAAACCCUAUAAACUCAGCGGCGCCCCCCGCAGGACCUGCCUGCCCAGCGGGACCUGGAGCGGAACAGCACCCACCUGCAUCAGGGAUCCAGGACCAGUUAAGAGGUCCUGCCCCCCCCUGCCGCAGCUCCAGCACGGCUCCUCUCAGCUGCUGGACCCGGAUGGAGAGAAGAUGAGGGUUGAAUACUUCUGCACUCAUCCGUAUGUUCUGAGUGGGAGUUCAGAGAGGAGGUGUCGGCCGGACGGGAGCUGGAGCGGCGCUCAGCCUCGCUGUAUCAGAGCUUGUCGUGAACCAAAAGUUUCAAAACUCGUGCGUCAGAAGGUGAUGAAACCUCAGCCUCCGUCCAGAAAGAGUCCUCUGCACAGACUGUACUCCUCCUCCUCUCUCCUCACCUCCAGCACCGGAGCAGAGGGUGAUGGUGGUGCUCCAGCUGUGGUGACAGAUGUUCCCGCUGGUUUUCACCUGCUCUACACCAGCAUUGAGUACCAGUGCUCCUCUCCCCUCUAUCAGUACUUUGGGAGUACCCGCCGCACCUGCCUGAAGACCGGCAAGUGGAGUGGACGCCAUGUGUCCUGCUCACCAGUGUGCGGUAAACUCUCCUCCAAACCCCAGAACCGGUCUGAAACCCGCUGGCCGUGGCACGCUGCCGUCUACCACCACCUCCCCGCCCCCGCCGGAGACCUCAGCGGCCGGACCAAGAGACGGGGGGACACUUUCUCUGCAGUGGAGGAGGGGGACGCUGAGGAGCCGGGGGUGGAUGAGCAGGUGUGGCAGCUGGUGUGCAGUGGAGCUCUGGUGAGCCAGGUUGGCGUGGUGGUGCCGGCGCACUGCGUGACGGAGCCCGGGCAGACUGUGCCGCUGAGCACCGCCCAGCUGAGGGUAGUGCUGGGAAAACAUCACCUGAGAGACGGCAGGAGGAUCCAACACCUGCAGGUGUCAGAAGUUCUGGUUCAUCCCAACUACGAUCCAGACGUGUUUGAUUCAGAUCUGGCUGUUCUGAAGCUGCUGGAUAAAGCGAAGAUCAGUGAGUUUAUUUCCCCGGUGUGUUUACCCCGCAUGCAGGGGGGGGAGGUUACCGCCCAGCAGGCCUUCAUCACCGGCUGGUCUGCCCCCCACCAGCACCACGGACCCACUGCAGAGCCAGGGUCUCGGGUGGCACAGACUGGUGUGGUGGAGCUGGCUGAUGUGGCACACUGUGAAAGGCAGUACUCUCAACAGGGCAUUCCUGUUAGCAUUAGUGAUAACAUGCUCUGCGGACGGCAGCAUCCCACCAGUCCCUCCACAGUGUGUCCCUCCAGAACCGGGGGCGUGGUUCUUGUACCCGCCGGUACCCGGGCAUCUUCAGGGGCGUCUGUGCCAGCGCCUGUUCAGAGUGAGACAGUCGAGGACGGUGAAUCUGAUCCCGUCUGGGAACUGCUCGGCCUCGUCAGCUUCGGCUACGAUCUGCAGAAAUGUAACCCUGGAUUAUAUACUGUCUACACGCGAGUCACCAACUUCAAAAACUGGAUUGAGAAGAACAUUAAGUGAAGUUUUAUAUUAACUGUAAAUAUUUGGUGUAAUUAGCAGUUCAUGCCAAGAACAGUGCUGGUAAAAUAACUGAAUUUACUGUAAACAUAAAUUAGCUGAAGUGCUAAUUUAUAAUAUAUGACUUAUGAAAGACCAAUUACCAGCUGAAGAAAAAAAUAUUCAUAAAGCAGGUGCUUUGUUCAGUUCCUUUAUAUGUUUUUUUAAUUAUUACAUUAAUAAAAAAAUAAAAACAAAAAACGCAGAAAAAUCCUGAGCCACUUUUGCUAAUACCCCGGCUACCGAGUAUAAUAUGCCAGCUGUCCCAAACUGCAUGUGCUGCAACACCCCGGUUGCUGAGUAUAAUAUAGGAAUGGGAAACCAAGUUCGACCCAAUUCUGCAUAUGACCUGCAAAAAUGUAACCCAGGAUUAUAUAGAGUCCGCAACACCGGCUGCAGAGUGUAAUAUAACAAUCUGACAGUGGGAAUAACGCAGUGAUCAGUCCGAGCUGCAUGUGUGCCAAAGUGCUAGUUUAUGAUUUAUGACUUAUGAAAGACCAAUACCCAGCUGUUUAAGUUUAAGAAAUAAUUAUUCAUAAUGCAGAUGCUUUGUUCAGUUCCUUUAUGUGUCAAAGUGCACUACACAGUGUUUUUAUUUAUUAUUAUAACAUCAAUAAAUUAAAACUGAAAAACUUUUGCUAACACCCCGGCUACCGAGUGUAAUAUGCCAGCUGUCCUAAACUGCAUAUGCCAAUACUCCGGUUGCAGAGAACAGUAUGGAAUUUGGCUCAAGGCGCUUUUGCCAAAACCCCGGUUGCAGAGUAUAAUACAACAAUCUGCCAGUGCCUCUUGAUUCAAACACCCCAGUAACUGAGAAUAAUGCGGUGAUUAGUCCGAACUGCAGGUGCCAACGCCCCAGUUGCUGAGUAUAAUAUAGCAGUGGUUCUCAAACUGUGGUACGUGUACCGCUGGUGGUACAUAAAGCACACCAAGGUGAUACACCACCAAAUAAAGGUUUUUAAUUGAUCAAAAACAAAAGAUUGUACAAGUCAAUGCAUGUGGGUACCAGGGGAUGUCUAAAAUAUUAUAUAACCCAAUCCACAUACGACCUGCAAAAAUGUAAACCUGUAUUAUAUACAAUCUACAACACCGGUUGCAGAGUAUAAUACAACAAUCUGCCAGUGCCUCUUGUUUCAACUCCCGGAGCAUCUGAGUAUAAUGCAGCGAUCAGUCUUAUACCCCGACUGCUGAGUAUAAUAUGUGGAUGGGAAACCCCAUAUCACCAACUUCAAGAACUGGAUUGAGAAGAACAUUAAGUGCAUUAAGUUCUACACCAACUGUAAAGAUGUGACAUAAUUCAUAAUUUGGCAAUUCAUGUCAAGGACAGUGUUGGUAAAAUAACAGAAUUUACAGAAUGAUUUAGAAUAUGAAUUCCGAAGUACUUUUACUUUUAUAUUUUAACUAGUUUUGAAACCAGUACUUUUACACUUUUUCUUAAAGAGUAAAAAGCUUGAUUGUAGUAUUUUAAACCCUAUUUUCUAUACUUCUACCUGAUUAUUGAAUAUCUUAAGCAUUACAACAUUCAGUGUUGGUGGUGAACAACAAUAGGCUCCUGCAUGUUUGUACUGGUGAUUAUUUGUGUAUAACAGAAUCACCAUAGAACAGAACGUUCAGUCAAACAUAUGCAGUCAGUCAUUUAUAAACUCAUUUAGAGUUAUUGAGAUUUACAGGCUUUAGCUUGUUCUGCAGCUCUCUUUCCCACAAGCCCACAUUACACCACUCUACACCACUUAUACACUGUACUGAUUCUGAUUAACGCUGGAGCUUCUGAUACUGAUACUGACUUUAAACUCUGAAUAAAAACUGGAAUAAA
Astyanax mexicanus (Mexican tetra) is the source of this 5224-nucleotide messenger RNA. It is a transcript of the gene pamr1a, whose product is annotated as peptidase domain containing associated with muscle regeneration 1a. Gene Ontology annotation, biological process: proteolysis. NCBI's taxonomy places the organism in Eukaryota, Metazoa, Chordata, Actinopteri, Characiformes, Acestrorhamphidae. The transcript has 12 exons. The coding region runs from base 859 to 3375 and encodes 838 amino acids. Gene Ontology annotation, molecular function: serine-type endopeptidase activity. The record is from RefSeq and is a predicted model, not a curated record.